Messenger RNA from Protopolystoma xenopodis, 201 nucleotides. NCBI's taxonomy places the organism in Eukaryota, Metazoa, Platyhelminthes, Monogenea, Polystomatidea, Polystomatidae. The record is from the annotation of a GenBank genome assembly.
AUGUUUCCUUUCCUACUCUUUUUUACAGUUGCAGUCAUGCGGACCGCAUCCUUCCUGCUGCAGGCCAGACUUGAUAUUAAAACUGCAACAGUCGAGUCAUUUCUACUGAUGGGUACAGCACUUGGCAUUUCAGCAAUCGGUUUCGGCAUAACAAACACUUUGGAUGACAAAACCCCGGUGCCUGAGGUUCCAGGGAAUUAG